AUGUGCCACAGCGAGGGCAGCGAUCUGCGGGAUAGCCUGCGGCUGGCCGGCAUCAAAGGACUGCAGGGCGUCAUACGGAAGACAGUGUCCGAUGAUCUGGUCGAGAACAUCUGGGCGGCACAGCACAUGGAGAAGAUUGUGCCCUCGCUACUGUUCAAUAUGCAGACCAGCAUCUGUGCGAUCUGGCGACCUCACGCCCGUCGAAGAUGCCACCAAUGUGACGCCACCAGCCACCAGGAAGUGCUGCGGGAGCUGGUCGGACGAGCCUCGUUCGGACAAAUUCGGAGCGUGCUCAAGCCGCUGUUGACACACCUCGAUCGGCAUGAACUGUGGGUGCCCAACACCUUUGCCAUUCACACGUUCCGCAUUGUGAUGAUAUCGAUCCAGCCGCAGUACUCGUACACUGUGGUGGAGACUCUGAUGCAGCACCUGGACAGCAACUUCAAGUCCUCGCCCAAGACGCGCACCUCCCUGGCGGUGGUGCUGUCGAAGAUCAUUGCCAUUGCGGCUGGCGAGAGUGUGGGACCCUCGGCCCUGGACAUCAUCAACAAUCUGCUGACCCACUUGCGCACCAGCGUGAGCACCACCAGCGAGAUCACCGCUGAGGAGUCGCAGUACCAGGAGGCGCUUAUAAAUGCAUUGGGCGAGUUUGCCAACCAUCAUCCCGACUACCAGAAGAUCGAGAUAAUGCUGUUCAUCAUGAACACGGUGCCGGACCCCUCCAAGAAGAGCAAGGGCGACCAGAUGCUACAGAACAUUCUGCUCAAGUCGCUGCUCAAGGUCGGCACCCAGUACAGCACGGUGUCCUUCGAGAAGGCCUUCCCCGCCUCGUUCCUGCAGCCGCUUCUGAAGAUGGCCCGCGCCCCCCACGAUCCUACACAUCUGAUUGUCAUGCAGAUCUUCCAGGCCCUCUUAGAUCGCCACCAGAACGAUCAGGUGCUCAGUAGUAUCAGUGUCAAGCAAUAUCCGGCCCUUUCCCAGGAACCGCCCUCGCGCUCUGACAUCAUUUUCACGAACAAGCAUGGAGCACACAUUAUGCAGGCGCUCAUCGAUAGCAUGGCGCUUUCGGACCGCGUCGACGCACUGUCCGCGAGCUACAACACCGCCGCCCUGCUCAUCGUGGAGAUGUCCAGCAGCGAGACAGUGCAGGAGUUCCUGUUGUUCAUCCUCGGCAUUCAGGAGGUGGCCAACACAGUGGAGACCUUGGGAGCCGUGCACAAGUGCAAUUUGCACGCCAUAUCCAUUGCAUUGCUGGUGCUCAUCUCGCGAGUUAGUGGAAUCAACAAUCUGCUGGAGUAUGCCCAGAAGAUUGUCGAUGCGCGACGCGAGGAGGCCACCUACUUUCUUCCGCCGCUGCUGGAGUUCAAGAAGGUCGCAACGAAGAGCCUGAAUCUGUCGCUUCCACACCUGGCAAUCGACAAGUUGGCGCUGGGCGAGUGUCUGCAAAAUGCUGGUAUGGAUGCCCAACGUCUCAAUACAGGGGCUCCCUAUACGCUCAUCCAGACGGACAAUCCCGGCCAUCGCCAUUCCUGGGUGGAGUCGGUGAGCUCCCACUUGACGCAGCGCAACAGCUCGGCGGAUCUGACGGUCUACAAGGGGGAUGUGAACAGUGUGAACAGCUCGCCUGGCCAGUGCAAGAAGAUACUGGCGCCCGAGUUCAAUUUCGACGCGAUGAAUCGGGCCCUGGCCGAGCCAACGAAGGCCGCCAAGCGGGAGCAGCGCGAGCGGCAAAUGCAGAUCGUACGCACCUUCCGCGAGGGCGAGUUCGAUGAUCUUGUGAGACGCACAGAACCGAAGCACGAUCUCAUCCAAAACCGCCUCAACGAGCUGUUCAACUUUCUGGCUGUGGAGCGUCAGAUAACGCAAAGCGAUAGCAAGGUGGCCCAGCUGCAGGACAGCAACGAGAAGCCCAUCUACGAGACAAACUUUCCAGAAUUAUUCUAUUACUAAUCUGUAUUACUGUGAACCGCCUCCAGCAAAACGAAUGUUCUGUACUCAAUUUAUGCAUAUGAUGGUAGCUAUGAAAGCGAAUUGGUUUGGUGUCAGUAGAUAAAUUUAAUUAAAUUUCCCGUUGUUAAAUGAAAACAAUUCAAUUGUCCCCCAAA
Drosophila miranda is the source of this 2105-nucleotide messenger RNA. RefSeq names its product protein EFR3 homolog cmp44E-like. NCBI's taxonomy places the organism in Eukaryota, Metazoa, Arthropoda, Insecta, Diptera, Drosophilidae. The coding region runs from base 1 to 1950 and encodes 649 amino acids. The record is from RefSeq and is a predicted model, not a curated record. Gene Ontology annotation, cellular component: plasma membrane. The transcript has 6 exons. Gene Ontology annotation, biological process: protein localization to plasma membrane.